Molecule: messenger RNA, 1505 nt
Organism: Ricinus communis (castor bean)
Lineage: Eukaryota; Viridiplantae; Streptophyta; Magnoliopsida; Malpighiales; Euphorbiaceae
Product: 7-methyl-GTP pyrophosphatase
Exons: 13
Coding region: 500-1318 (272 amino acids)
Molecular function (GO): nucleoside triphosphate diphosphatase activity
Source: RefSeq, a predicted model, not a curated record
UUUUUCUACUUGGGCUAGUGUUUCUAGUUGUAUUGAGCCUAUCCUUUUCAAGGAGGCUGUUUUGUCUAAUAAAUGAAAUAUCUUUUUCUUAAAAAAAAAAAAAUUAUUAUUUCUAUUUUAUUUUCUGUAUAAACUAAAUUUCAAAUAAACAUAAAGUAAUAGUAGUCGAUUUUGCCAAAACUAAAAAAGGAAGUAAAUCCGGUUUUUCCAUUUGGAACACAAACAAAUCAAUGAUAAGAGAUUAGAUUUAGGAGAAUUGACCCAAGUAGUAACCAGCCGCAAAAGGCUCCUUUCUUGUCCUACCAACAAGAAAAGAUAUACUUUGUUUGCUGUUGAUACAGUCGCUUGACAGUUGGUCACCGCACUUCUGACCGGCGACAUUUCAGACGUCGAGAUGGGACUGAUUGUUAUUUGAGUGGACAAAUUGCUACCGCUGUUCCCUUUACUCAUUCAAAUUCCACUACCAAGAACUGUGCGUGCACCUAAACUUUUGUGCGACAUGAUGGGUCUCACUUCUUUGACAACUAUGUUAAGACCACGUAUUGUUUCUGUAGCGAUUGUAAGUAAGUGGAGCUUGAAAGAGAGAGAAAUGGGCAUGUGCAAAUCCUCAUUUAAGUUGUUACACCUUGCAUAUAAGGUUGCAAAUCUACAGUGCAGAUACGGGAGUACAGAUUCUAUUCAUACUCAAGGCUCUUCUGAACACAAUCAUGUAAAUUUUGAGACUAUGAAGAUAAUAUUGGGUUCAUCAUCCAUGGCAAGGAAGCGGAUUCUGUCCGAGAUGGGUUAUGAGUUCUCAAUCAUGACUGCAGAUAUAGAUGAAAAGAGCAUAAGGAAAGACACGCCGGAGGAAUUGGUUAUGGCUUUGGCUCAGGCAAAGGCAGAUGCCAUUGUAGCAAGGCUCCGAAACAUGGGUAAAUUGGAAGAGGAUACUCAUGCAACCUUGUUGAUUACAGCUGACACAGUAGUGGUGUAUAAAGGGAUGGUGAGAGAAAAGCCAACAAGCAAGGAAGAAGCGCGAUAUUUCAUCAAAGGCUAUUCUGGCAGUCAUGCAGCUGUUGUAGGAUCUGUGCUAGUAACUAACCUUGCUACAGGAAAAAGGAAAGGAGCAUGGGAGAGGGCAGAGGUUUACUUCCAUGAUAUACCAGACGAGAUCAUCGAUAAUCUGAUUGAAGAGAGAGUGACAUUCAAUGUUGCCGGAGGACUGAUGCUGGAGCACCCACUAACAUCACCCUAUGUUGAAGCAGUGGUGGGGAGUGCAGAUACAGUGAUGGGACUUUCAAAAGCUCUUACUGAAAAACUCAUUGCAGAAGUCCUUUAGUUCUCAAAGACUUCUUUUUAUAUUUAUAGGUGAUACCCACACCAGUAAUUGAUGUUUAAUAUACGAUAAAAAUACGGUGAGUUUUGUUCAAGAACUAAAACUCAUCGUUUUACAUUUUUUAUUUUAUAUUAUUUAAUUAUUUUAUAUUAUUAUUAUUUUAUAUUAUAAAUAUAUUAUUAUUAUUUUA